Molecule: messenger RNA, 786 nt
Organism: Saccharomycopsis crataegensis
Lineage: Eukaryota; Fungi; Ascomycota; Saccharomycetes; Ascoideales; Saccharomycopsidaceae
Gene: POL30
Product: proliferating cell nuclear antigen
Exons: 1
Coding region: 1-786 (261 amino acids)
Biological process (GO): regulation of DNA replication; translesion synthesis; leading strand elongation
Cellular component (GO): PCNA complex
Molecular function (GO): DNA binding; DNA polymerase processivity factor activity
Source: RefSeq, a predicted model, not a curated record
AUGCUUGAAGGUAAAUUCGAAGAAGCUUCUCUCUUGAAAAAGGUUAUUGAUUCUAUCAAAGACUGUGUUGCCCUUUGUAAUUUCAAUUGUCAACCAGACGGUAUCUCUGUCCAAGCUGUUGAUGAUUCCAGAGUCUUGUUGGUUUCUUUGUUAAUUGGUGCCGAAUCUUUCUCUGACUACAGAUGUGACAGAGAUAUUACUUUGGGUAUUGAUCUUAAGUCAUUCAGCAAGAUCAUCCGUUGUGGUGCUAACGAAGAUUACUUGACUUUGAUCGCUGAAGAUUCUCCUGAUAGUGUUGCUUUGAUUUUCGAAGAUAAGAAUAAAGACAAAACUUCUGAAUACUCGUUGAAGUUGAUGGAUAUUGAUGCUGAAUUUUUGGAAAUUGAUGAAAUGGAAUUUGACUCUGUUAUUACUUUGCCAUCUUCAGAAUUCCAAAAAAUUUGCAGAGACUUGAACACUUUGUCUGAAUCGUUACAAAUUGUGGUCACCAAAGAUUCCGUCAAAUUUGCCUCUAAAGGUGACUCUGGUAACGGUAAUGUUAUCAUCAAGCCACAAACAAACUUAGAUAAACCAGAAGAAUCUGUCAAGGUUGACUUGAAGCAGCCUGUUGAUUUGACCUUUGGUUUGAGAUUCAUUGCUGACAUUAUCAAGGCCACUCCUUUAUCCUCAACCGUCACUAUCAAGUUAUCAGAUAAAACACCUGCUUUGUUUGAAUACAAAUUGCCAAGUGGUUACUUGCGCUUUUAUUUGGCUCCAAAAUUCAAUGAAGAUGAAGAGGAGAGCUAG